This is a messenger RNA of Actinia tenebrosa (Australian red waratah sea anemone), 2272 nucleotides long. RefSeq names its product ribosomal oxygenase 1. Gene Ontology annotation, molecular function: histone H3K4 demethylase activity; histone H3K36 demethylase activity. NCBI's taxonomy places the organism in Eukaryota, Metazoa, Cnidaria, Anthozoa, Actiniaria, Actiniidae. The record is from RefSeq and is a predicted model, not a curated record. Gene Ontology annotation, cellular component: nucleolus.
AGUUUUCUAGCGCGCAAAGUUAAUUCUUAUUUUCACAAGGAUUUUCUUGUGUAAAUACAAGCUACUUAAGGUAUAGCAGAUGCUGCCUAACAAGAGAAGGUCUGCGUAUGAUGUUUAUCGCGAAAACGCGACGAAAAAUGCUGAAAGUGGCUUAAAAAACGACGAUGAAUCAGAGUCGACACAAGAAGAAAUAGUCACCAAAGACAUGCCCAAAACAACUUCAGCUAGUAAAAGAAGAUCAAGCAAAAAGGCGGGAAAUAUCAGCAAAAGCUCUCAAAAUGCCUCUACAGAAAAAUUAGAGAGCAAGUCCCACGGACAUCGUAUCUUGUCCAAGGCGAACAAACUGAGACGCAGUCUUCAUAUGUCGGGAAAGAAGAAAUCUAAGCGUGCAAGUAGCAUGGCCUCGAGUGCUGCUAAUAAAGACACUGAAAAAGAGAAUGAAGACAGCGAAUCUGAAACCCCAAUACCUAAAAAAAAAAGCCGUGGUGAAUCAGAAAAUACCAGCUACGUGAAGAUCACUAAUGAUGGCGCUAGCUCUAGUGCUGGUCCAUUUAGUAGUUCUGCAAUACCUCGCAGUCGUCCUGUUAAUACCUAUAGUUCUUGUAGCAUUGGAAGUACCAUUAGUAUGUUAGAAGGGCAAGCUGAGACUGAGGCUGAAAAGUUGAUGAAGUGGUUGAUAAGUCCUGUUAAACCCAAGAAGUUUUUUAGUGAAUUGUGGGAAAGAAAGCCACUUUUGAUCAAACGUCACCAGCCGGCAUAUAAUGAAGGCUGGUUUAGUACAGCAGAAUUGGAUGAGAUACUAAGAAAGCAUAAUAUUAGGUUUUCUGUAAACGUUGAUGUAACGACAUAUAAAGACGGCAAGAGAGAGACACAUAACCCCUCUGGCAGAGCCUAUGCUCCUGUAGUAUGGGACUUCUAUCAGAAUGACUGUUCUGUAAGACUCCUGAAUCCUCAGUCAUUCAGUCAGUCUGUCUGGAAGCUGACGUCGCUGCUACAGGAAUACUUUGGAUGUUUUGUUGGUGCAAACAUAUAUUUGACGCCACCAGGAUCACAAGGCUUUGCUCCUCAUUAUGACGACAUUGAAGCAUUUAUCAUUCAACUUGAAGGCAAAAAGCACUGGAGGCUUUAUAAUCCAAGAUCUGAAGAAGAAUCACUGCCAAGAUAUUCAAGUGGAAAUUUCAGCCAAGAUGAAAUAGGUGAACCCAUACUUGACACAGUCCUUGAACCCGGGGAUGUGGUCUAUUUCCCCAGAGGCACCAUUCAUCAGGCUGAUACACCAAGUGACAGCCAUUCUCUUCAUAUCACCUUGUCCACAUAUCAAAAGAACUCUUGGGGAGACUUUUUUCAAAAACUUGUCCCUGCUGCUCUCCAAGCCGCAUUUGAUGAAGACCCAGAAUUUAGGCAAGGAUUGCCGCUUAACUACCUGGACUAUAUUGGUGUUGCUAACUCAGAUACUAUUACCAAGGAGAGGUCAGAAUUCUUGCGUAAAGUUGAAAAACUCAUGUCAAAACUGGUAACCUAUUCUCCUGUCGAUGCUGCUGCAGACCAGAUGGCAAUUGGAGUUAUUUCUGAUUGCCUUCCACCAGUUCUCAAUAAAGAUGAGAUAAACCAGAGUAUAAUCGGGUCAGGUGCAACAUGGGAUGGUAACAAGGUUGUCAGCACUGCAACCAUCACUAGUGAAACCCAUGUGAGAUUAAUAAGAAAAGGCAUAGCAAGGCUUGUCAGUGAGGAAGACAGUGUGUGUGUUUACCAUACAAUGGAGAAUUCAAGAAUCUACCAUGAAGUUGAACCACAAAAACUGGAAUUUAAUCCUGAGGCUGGACCUGCAAUAGAGAGCAUCCUCAAUGCCUUCCCUGACUAUGUCAAGGUAGAUGACCUUCCUCACGAAAGCACAGAAUUUAAGGUUGAUAUGGUAACAAUGUUAUACGAAAAAGGUCUGCUCCUACUUAAGGAUCCGCUUGAGCCAUAAUAAUAUGAAUUAACUUUGAAAUUAGCAUACCCACCCAUGCACCUAAGAAUUACCUUACCAUAGCUGUUAUAAACCUACCUUAAAAUCUUUCACAUACAUGUACAGCAUGUGCUUGAAAGGAGCUUUAUAGCUGAAAGAAUCUAUAGAAAUGCUGACAAACUGGGGAAGGAGUGAAUGUGUUUACCUUGGUUAUUGCUCUGCUCUGGUUUAAUUAUUGCACUACCAAUAUAAAAAGGAUGCUUCUUUAAGAGCCUGGUUUCUGGCUCUUCACAGAGAAAUAUAAUGCGUAGUUCCAGAAAUUAU